UAGUCCAGGGCCAGCCAAUGGGAGCCAAGCGGAGGGUAUAUAAUGCUAGGUGUCUGAGCUGGACACUUGGGUCACCUGUUGUGCUGAAGUGAGCGAAGGCAGCACCAAAGCCCCCGGGAACAUUUGCAGGCUUUGAUUCUCCUUGUCAGGACUUGUCCCAUCCACCGCCAAAAUGCCUUUCGGAAACACCCACAACAAGUACAAGCUCAACUUCAAGACGGAAGAGGAGUUCCCUGACCUCUCCAAGCACAACAACCACAUGGCCAAGGUCCUCACCUUGGACAUGUACAAGAAGCUGAGAGACAAGGAGACCCCCAGCGGUUUCACCCUCGACGACGCCAUCCAGACCGGAGUGGACAACCCAGGUCAUCCUUUCAUCAUGACUGUCGGCUGCGUGGCCGGUGAUGAGGAAUCCUAUGAUGUCUUCAAGGAUUUCUUUGACCCCGUCAUCCAAGAUCGUCACAGUGGCUACAAACCGACCGACAAGCAUAAGACAGACCUGAACCAUGAGAAUUUGAAGGGUGGAGAUGACCUGGACCCCAACUACGUCUUCAGUAGCCGUGUGCGGACGGGGCGCAGCAUCAAGGGGUACACCUUGCCCCCCCACUGCAGCCGUGGGGAGCGCCGUGCCAUAGAGGCCCUCUCCAUCAAAGCUUUGAACAGCUUGUCCGGAGAGUUCAAGGGCAAAUACUAUCCCCUGAAGAGCAUGACCGAUGCGGAGCAGCAGCAGCUCAUCGAUGACCAUUUCCUCUUUGACAAGCCCGUCUCCCCACUUUUGCUCGCCUCCGGAAUGGCCCGCGACUGGCCCGACGCCAGGGGCAUCUGGCACAAUGACAACAAGACUUUCUUGGUCUGGGUGAAUGAGGAGGACCAUCUCCGUGUCAUCUCCAUGCAGAAGGGUGGCAACAUGAAGGAGGUUUUCAGGCGCUUCUGCGUCGGCCUUCAAAAGAUUGAGGAGAUCUUCAAGCAAGCCGGCCACCCUUUCAGCUGGAACGAGCAUUUGGGCUACGUCCUGACCUGCCCCUCCAACCUGGGCACCGGUCUCCGCGGAGGCGUCCAUGUCAAACUGGCCCACCUCAGCAAGCACGCCAAGUUUGAGGAGAUCCUGAAGCGCCUCCGCCUGCAGAAGCGUGGCACAGGCGGUGUGGACACCGAGGCCGUGGGUGCCGUUUUUGACAUCUCCAACGCUGACCGCCUGGGUUCCUCCGAGGUGGAGCAGGUCCAGCUGGUGGUUGAUGGCGUGAAGCUCAUGGUUGAGAUGGAGAAGAAGCUGGAGAAAGGCCAGGCCAUCGAUGACAUGAUCCCUGCUCAGAAGUGAGUGGCGCCACCCGCCACAUGGCCCACCCUGCGUGCGGAUCGGGGCUCGGACUCCGGGGGCUGCAUGUGACCCCAAGGCUCCCGGUAACACCCCUCGGAUCCCUCCUCUCUCUUGCCAAGGAGAGGGCGAGGGUCUCUGGAGGGCAGUGCCCCUUGGUCACCUCCAACACUCCCGUCCCCUGAGCCAUUCUGGAUGGAGUUAAUAAACUAAGGGUAGGCCACAAAGCCUUGCCUCCCUCUCACAGA
Messenger RNA from Sceloporus undulatus (fence lizard), 1563 nucleotides. RefSeq names its product creatine kinase, M-type (gene CKM). The coding region runs from base 173 to 1318 and encodes 381 amino acids. The record is from RefSeq and is a predicted model, not a curated record. Gene Ontology annotation, molecular function: creatine kinase activity. Gene Ontology annotation, biological process: phosphocreatine biosynthetic process. The transcript has 8 exons. NCBI's taxonomy places the organism in Eukaryota, Metazoa, Chordata, Lepidosauria, Squamata, Phrynosomatidae.